Molecule: messenger RNA, 2028 nt
Organism: Bipolaris sorokiniana ND90Pr
Lineage: Eukaryota; Fungi; Ascomycota; Dothideomycetes; Pleosporales; Pleosporaceae
Exons: 2
Coding region: 1-2028 (675 amino acids)
Cellular component (GO): intracellular anatomical structure; catalytic step 2 spliceosome
Molecular function (GO): RNA binding; ATP binding
Source: RefSeq, a predicted model, not a curated record
AUGGCUGAUGAAGAAGAUAUUGAGACCACCUUGAUACCCAGUCUUUACAAACCACCUGCCCUGCUGCCAAUUGCGCAGCUUAGAGAUCAGCUACUCUACACUAUAGAAAUAUAUCCCGUGACUAUCGUUGUAGGUGAAACAGGAAGCGGCAAAACAACACAAAUACCAAAAUUCUUGCUUGAAGCAGGUUGGUGCAGCAGCGGUCAGCAGAUAGCCAUCACACAGCCUCGGCGCAUAGCAUGUACCAGCGUCGCAGCAAGAGUGGCAGAAGAGUUGGGAACUCCACUUGGCCAGAAAGUCGGAUAUAGCAUUCGGUUUGAAGAUGUCACGUCAGCAGCCACGCAGAUCAAGUUCGUCACAGAUGGUCUCCUGCUGCGCGAAAUGCUCGUCGACCCUCUGCUUUCACGCUACUCUGUCAUCAUGGUAGACGAAGCACAUGAGCGUAGCUUGUCUUCAGAUAUUCUACUGAGUUUGUUGAAGAAAGUCCUGAGAAAAAGGGACGACUUACGAGUGGUUGUGAGUAGUGCAACAUUGGAGGCUGAGCGGUUCCUUGACUUCUUCAACCCGGAUGAAGGGGAAAAGGUCCAUGGCAAGAGCAAGGAAGAAUUUGGUUACAUUGUUGGCAUUGAGGGACGCACCUACCCGGUCGAAAUCCAAUAUCUGCAAGAACCAACGAAUAACUACGUUGAAGCUGCCGUGGAUACAGUUGUAAAGAUUCACAAGCACGAAAACGAGGGCGACAUUCUCGUUUUUCUUACUGGAAGAGAGGAGAUAGAUGAUGCAAUUGAUAAGAUCGGAGAUCAUAUUGCCGAAAUGUCUUCAUCUCAGCAAAAACUCAUGCCUCUACCUCUCUACGCCGGCCUUCCUGCAGAAGACCAAAACCUCAUCUUCACCAAGCCGCCGCCAAACACGCGAAGAGUAAUCUUUAGUACCAACAUCGCGGAAGCCUCAUUGACUAUUGAUGGCAUUGUAUUCGUAGUAGAUACAGGCUAUGUCAAGCUCCGCGCAUACAAUGCGAAUCUAGGAAUCGAAAACCUCGCUGUCGUUCCUGUAUCAAAAGCCAGCGCAACACAAAGGGCCGGACGUGCCGGACGAACCAGACCGGGAAAAUGUUUUAGGUUGUAUACAGAAGCUGUGUAUGAAGGAUUGGAGGAGGCCACAUUCCCUGAGCUCGCCCGUUCAAACCUCGCACCAGUUAUUCUCCAACUUCUCAACCUUGGUAUCACAAACGUGGUUCGUUUCGACUAUCUCUCUCCACCACCCUCGGCACUCAUUACCCGUGCUCUGGAUCUCCUCUAUUCACUCGGCGCCCUCGACACCCAUGCCCGUCUGACAAAACCCCUCGGAACGCGGAUGGCCGAGCUGCCCCUCGAGCCGAUGCUUGCGCGCGCUCUUCUGAAAGCCGCAGAUCCGGAGUUUGGAUGUCUGAGCGAAAUGCUCACAAUAGCAGCUAUGAUGACACUCCAAGGAAACACAUUCGUGUCGCAUGAUGGGGGCAAGAAACAGCUUGAUGCAGCGAGACGACGCUUCGCGGUUGAGGAAGGUGACCAUCUCACGUUGUACAAUGUGUAUGAGGCUUUUGUGAAAGAAGGCAUCGGUAAUACGUCGUGGUGCCACUCCAACAAUCUUAACCACAAAGCACUUGUAAAGGCUGUCAGUGUACGCAAACAACUGGCGGCUUAUCUUGACCGUUUCGGGGUCAAGGAGAAUGUGCUCUCAUCAUCUGGCGUGCUGAGGGUAGGAGGAAUACCAAUGGCUGAGCGUGUGAGACGCUGUCUUACAUCUGGCUUCUUCGCCUACGCAGCGAGGAUGAAGGCAGAUGGUAGUUUUACCACUAUUGACGGCAAGACUACGCUCUGGGCGCAUCCUUCAUCUGUAUUCUUCACAAGAAAAGCGGACUGGGUCAUCUACACUGAGAUACAGUCUACGCGGGACAAAAUUUACAUCCGGGACCUGAGCAAGGUGGAUAUGGAUUGGCUGACUGAGUAUGCACCAGAGUAUUACAAGGUCAAGAAUGGAGGGAGAUAA